GAUGAUGCUAGCACCUCUCCUUCACCAAGUACACGAGGUCCCACCCAGCAGCAGCAAAAUUCAUCAGACUCUGGGAAGAAGCCAUGGGAAAGGAGCAAUUCUGUUGAAAAGCCUGUAUCUUCAUUACUUUCUAGAAAUCCAUCAGUGGCGAAGAGCUGUGAAGCUAAGAGCCCCACACAAUCCCACGUGUCUUCUAGGAUGAAGCCAGUGAGCAGCAGCAAUGAUGUGGCUAUGGAUGCCUUAGAUUUUGAUCGAAUGAAACAGGAAAUAUUGGAGGAAGUUGUAAGAGAGUUACACAAAGUGAAAGAGGAGAUAAUUGAUGCCAUACGGCAGGAGUUGAGUAGAAUCAGUACAACAUAAUGAUUGCAAAGCAUUUGGACGGUACUAAGAAUGCUAGGAAGACUGGAUCAUUUCUAAGUGUACCAAGGUCAUGCAAGAUGGUGAGAGAGGACACCGGCACUGUCUUUGUUCUUAUACCCUUUUUAUUAGCAGACUCAGCACACUUUGAAGCUUGCUGCUGCCUUGGAUCCGCUUCAUUUUAAAAGUCUUAAUCUAAAGAAUAUUAAAUUUUAAAUUUCUGGAUUUUUUAGAUUUCAUCUGACACUGCACAUUGGAUUUUGUCAGCCUUUUUUGUAUUUUGUAUUUGCUUAUUUAAAUGUAUUACCUUUCUUUUUAGUAGUAGAUAAGAACACACGUGAACCAUUUGCUUUUGAUAGAUGACUUCAAAGUAAUUUUACUAGUAGUCUGCGAUGUAAAUGAAGAUCCUUUGCCAACAGAAAUGUAUUGUGGCAUCACCAGAAGAAACAGAGACAUGUUAGUUGUCAGCCAACAAGUUCUUUGUCUCAGAGUUAUCACAAUAUAAAAAAAAAAAAAUGGUACGUCAGUGCAUCACAGUAUCUGUGUUCAUAUUGGUAAUAAACUGUUUAUUGUCCACA
This is a messenger RNA of Pterocles gutturalis (yellow-throated sandgrouse), 935 nucleotides long. RefSeq names its product Enah/Vasp-like (gene EVL). Gene Ontology annotation, molecular function: SH3 domain binding; profilin binding. Lineage: Eukaryota; Metazoa; Chordata; Aves; Pterocliformes; Pteroclidae. The transcript is spliced from 6 exons. Gene Ontology annotation, biological process: positive regulation of actin filament polymerization; actin polymerization or depolymerization. The record is from RefSeq and is a predicted model, not a curated record. The annotation marks the transcript as partial.